Messenger RNA from Paramacrobiotus metropolitanus, 1837 nucleotides. RefSeq lists its product as uncharacterized. The record is from RefSeq and is a predicted model, not a curated record. The transcript has a single exon. NCBI's taxonomy places the organism in Eukaryota, Metazoa, Tardigrada, Eutardigrada, Parachela, Macrobiotidae. Gene Ontology annotation, molecular function: UDP-glycosyltransferase activity. The coding region runs from base 249 to 1622 and encodes 457 amino acids.
UCAGUAUUGCGGCUAGUAGUACGGUUAAUGUAACAAGUGCCCAUGAAAUCCUUAUCUAAAACAACCCAUGAAGAAAUCUCGAACUAGAAUUACUUUCAUGCGGCAAGCAUAUUAAUAACGAGAAUCCAGUCAAAUUUUGCAGUUUACGUGCGCUAUUAAUUUUUUCCGUUGCGAUACCGGUUUGCCUUGAUCUCGAAACCCGCAAUCCAACCGUUUUUACUUAGCGUAAGCGCCCGCAUACUCCAAUCAUGUCGACCAGAAAGCAUGUUAUUGUAACAUCAUACCCGGCAUUUGGCCACUACAUCCCCAUGUUGGAAGUGGCGCAACGCAUUGUUCCCUACCACGAUGUGACAAUGAUCGUUUCGAACACCAUGGAAAAGGCCAUCAGACAACGCCACCUGUUACCACCGGCGCCCAUCCGUUUUUACCCGCUGGAUGAUCAGUUUAGCUUAGAUUUUGAAGAUACCCUGCCGGAUUUUAAAAUCAUGUUCGCUGUCAUGAACGAACAAGCUCCACCUUAUGCUAAAUUCAUCUCAAUCUUAAACGGUAAAGAUGCACCAUUACCGCACGUUGACGCACUGUUCUGUGACGUCUUCCACUUUGCUCCGUGCCAACCGUGUUACGACAAAAAUAUCCCCGUCUACAUUGUUAGCAACAUGCCGGUUUUCUGGGCGAACGGUGUGUUCAGUAUUACCGAAGGGACACCCGCGGUUCCGGAUGACGCUAUGUUAGCCAGCGCGCCUGAGUACAAUAGCGAAAAAAAGUCUCCACAAUUCAUUCUUCCGGAAAGUUGGAAGCAGUUUUGCUUGCACUUGCAAAACGCGGUCCAAAACUGCAAAGCAGUUUUAUUGAAUUCAUUUGAGGCACUCGAACCAACCGGCUUGCAAGAACUCCAGCAAAUUCCUUUCGCAAAAGAUAAAGUGUUUAAGUUCAUCGGACCAUUGAUGCCAACUGAAGAGAAGCGAGACAAGAAGGUACAAACGGACGCUUCGCUGUCGACAAAGGUCAUCCAGUGGCUCGAUGGACAAAAAGAGCGGAGUGUGGUGUAUUGCUCGUUUGGUUCCGUGGCGAUGCUCUCAAAAGAGCAACUGGUUGAAAUUGGCCAUGCGUUGGUUUCUCUGAAGCAACCCUUUAUCUGGGCACUUCGUCCCAGUCAGCAGGAUCAUUUACCUGACAUCGUUCAGCGGUUAACCGGCGAAGAUUUCUCGAUGGAGUUGAGUUACCUGAUCGUCCCUUGGGUGCAACAAAAAGCCGUCCUAGCGCAUAAGGCAACCGGUGUAUUCAUCAGCCAUUGCGGGUGGAAUAGUACGCUAGAAUCGGCGUCCUAUGGAGUGCCAAUUGUAGCAUGGCCGUUUUUUGGCGACCAGCCGCUGAAUGCGGCAUUCGUGGAACAACGGGGAAUAGGACGAAUCAUGCCGGGAACCGGUACAUGGAUACCCACGCUGGUGCCAACGCAACAGAUUGUCGCCACAGUGAAAGAAGUGGGUGGAUUUGUGGAUGGUGAAAAAGGUCGGUCGCCGUUUGGAAAAAAUAUUGGGAUAAUUUCGGAUAAGGCAAAGGAAGUCGUUUCAAGUGACGGAUCAUCGACGCAAAAUAUGCGGGAUAUCGUGAAGAGCUUAUAAUACCACUCGUCUGAGUGCUAAUAUAACAGUUCUGGAUCAGCCUUAGACUGGCAGUAAUACUGUUUUUUUUUCCUAGUUAUUAAAACCAUAAUUAUCGAAAAAAGUGAUAACAGUGGCCCUUUGCUUUUCCUUGAACAUUCAAAUUUCAUUGUAACAGCUUUCAUCCGGUUACGGUUUAACGGUUAUUCCUUGGAUGACAACACUACGAGCAUCGA